CCGGCGGCGCGAUCGUGACGCGGCCGGGUGACGGGGCCGCAAGAUGGCGGCGGCGGCGGCGGGUGGCUGGUGGGCCGCGGCCUGCGAGAAGUUCCGCAGCGCCCGCACCCUGUCGGCCGUGGAGUCGCGCAAGGACCCGGAGAGCGAGCCGUACCGCUCCAAGUACAGUGCCCGGGCGCUGCUGCAGGAGGUGAAGCAGCAGCUGAGCGCCGCCGAGGAGGGAGGCGAGGCGCGGCUGCUGGCCGUGAGGCGCGCCGUGCUGGAGUACGAGCUGGGCGUCAACCACACCGACACCGAGGAGCUGUCGGCCGGCGAGGAGCACCUGCAGCGCUGCACGCAGCUCCUCCAGCCGCACCGCCUCUCCCGAGACUGCGUUUCCCUCUACAUCCAGGCCCAGAACAAUCUAGGUAUCCUGUGGUCUGAAAGGGAUGAAAUUAAAACUGCACAAACUUACUUGGAAUCUGCCGAAGCCUUGUAUAAUCAAUACAUGAAAGAGGAUGGAAAUCCUCCCCUGGAUCCCAGUGAACAUUUCAUGUCGGAAGAAGAAAAACUCACAGACCAAGAAAGAUCAAAAAGAUUUGAAAAAGCCUAUACCCAUACGCUGUAUUAUCUAGCCCAAGUCUACCAACACCUGGAGAUGACUGAGAAGGCUGCUCAGUAUUGCCAUACUACUCUGAAACGACAGCUUGAGUACUGUGGCUAUUACCCAGUGGAAUGGGCACUCAACGCUGCUACGCUGUCACAGUACUAUCUCUCUAAGCAAUGUUUUAUGGAGUCCCGACAUUGUUUAGCAGCAGCCAGUGUCAUCUUUAGCCAAGCCGGCCAGGUGCCAUCUGCUGAAGACAAUGAAAAUGAGCAAGACCAGCAGGACCUUCGACAGAGAAAAGCUGAAAUUGCAAGAUGCUGGAUUAAGUAUUGCUUGAAUCUUCUGCAGAGUGCUCGGAAAUUACUUGAGGAUGACAUAGGAGAGAUGGAUUCAUUCAGGCAAAUGCAACUUAAAGCCCAAAGGAAAAAAGAGGAAGAUGAAAAGGAGAACGGCAGGAAAAAAGCUGUCCUUUUUGGGACGAGUGAUAUAUGUGACUCUGUCUUAGCCAUGGAAGAGAAAGUGAGCAGCGUGUAUCCGUUAGAUUUUCAGGAAGCCAGAGAGAUCUUUCUAGUGGGUCAGAACUAUGUUCAGGAAGCAAAAGAGUUCUUCCAGGUUGAUGGUUAUGUUACUGACCAUAUUGAGAUUGUUCAGGAUCACAGUGCGUUGUUUAAGGUCCUUGCUUUCUUUGAAGAAGACUAUGAGAGACGCUGCAAAAUGCACAAGCGUAGAAUAGACAUGCUGGAGCCUAUAUAUGCAGACUUGAACCCACAGUACUACCUAUUGAUUAGUAGGCAGCUUCAGUUUGAACUAGCCGAGACCUAUUACGAGAUGAUGGAUUUAAAGGUAACUAUUGGUAACAGGUUAGAGGGGCUUGACUCCCACACGAUAAAAAAAGUUAAUUCCUUGGCUCAGUUAGCAAUCAAGUAUUAUGAACUCUUCUUAGAUUCUUUGAGGAACCCAGAUAAGGUGUUUCCUGAGGAGCUUGACGAAGAUGUUCUUCGCCCUGCAAUGGUGGCUAAAUUUCAUAUCGCACGGCUCUAUAGUAAGCUUAUUACUUCAGAUAGCAAAAAGCAACUGGAAAAUAUGCAGACAUCAUUGGAAUAUUACACAUUUCUGAUAGACUAUUGCGAGAAGCACCCAGAUGCUGUCCGUGUUGUUGAGACUGAACUAGAACUCAGUAAGGAGAUGGUGGGUCUUCUUCCAACAAGAAUGGAGAGGCUAAGAGCAAAACUGGGGCCAUUCGUAUAAAUACUUGCCUUGAAGGGAAUGUGCACUAUUAAAAUGAUCUCUGUCAAAACCAGUGCUGCCAGACAGUUUCUGUGCCGAUUAAUAAAACUAAGGUGUCCACGGUUUGGCAGUCCAACUAGAGCCUGCAGUAACACAACUUUAUGAAAAACAGAGCACUCCAGUUUAGUAGCUCACCCACACUAACGGUCUAAACCUUAAAUGUAAAGUGAAUGUCCAGAUGAUGCUUUGUAUUGCUUGUACUGUAUGUAAAUAUAAACCUUUUCUCCUUCUAUUUUUUCCUUUGAGAUAUGGUCUAAAUGUAGUGCUGUACAAAAAUGGUUUCUUCUAAGAGAAUCUGUUGCUCUAGGAAGCAUUUUCGAAGAAACUUGAGGCACAUUCUUCCACUUAGAAAACUUUUUCUCUCUUCUAACCUUUGUCACCAGAAAACCUUAUCCAUAUGAAGGGAACUUUUAUUUUCAUUAUUUAUUUUAUGUGUUGCUCAGUGUUUUCUUUCCCUGUUAAUUAAAACCUAACUGAUAGAGGCUCAAUAAAUGGACUAGCUUGGCUAAA
This is a messenger RNA of Cygnus olor (mute swan), 2383 nucleotides long. RefSeq names its product kinesin family binding protein (gene KIFBP). The record is from RefSeq and is a predicted model, not a curated record. Gene Ontology annotation, molecular function: protein binding. The transcript has 7 exons. Lineage: Eukaryota; Metazoa; Chordata; Aves; Anseriformes; Anatidae. Bases 44 to 1834 code for a protein of 596 amino acids.